This is a messenger RNA of Neltuma alba, 2004 nucleotides long. Its product is annotated as 4-coumarate--CoA ligase-like 5. The coding region runs from base 19 to 1656 and encodes 545 amino acids. NCBI's taxonomy places the organism in Eukaryota, Viridiplantae, Streptophyta, Magnoliopsida, Fabales, Fabaceae. The transcript is spliced from 6 exons. Gene Ontology annotation, cellular component: peroxisome. The record is from RefSeq and is a predicted model, not a curated record. Gene Ontology annotation, molecular function: CoA-ligase activity.
UUGUGUGUGAUCGGAGAGAUGGAGGAAAUAGAUGCAAGAAGCGGGUUCUGCAAAUCCAACUCCGUCUUCUACAGUAAACGGAAGCCCCUGCCGCUUCCUCAAAACUAUUCACUGGACGUCACCACUUUCAUCUCCUCUCGCGCCCACCAUGGCAAGCUUGCUCUCGUCGAUGCCGCCACCGGUCGCCACUUCACCUUCCCCCAACUCUGGCGAGCCGUCCAUUCCGUCGCCGCCUCCCUCUCUGACUUUGGUAUUCGAAAGGGCCAUGUUGUCCUCCUCCUUUCCCCCAACUCCAUCUACUUUCCCGUCGUCUGCCUCGCCGUCAUGUCCCUUGGGGCUAUCAUCACCACCACCAACCCUCUCAACACCACCCGCGAAAUCGCCAAGCAAAUCUCCGAUUCCAAACCUGCCCUGGCCUUCACAAUUCGCCCUCUACUUCCCCAGAUCACCGCAACUUCAAACCUACCGAUUGUUCUCAUUGAGGAAGACUCCGCCGCCGCAAUCACAGAGCCUAAAAUCGUGACCACGCUGGGCAAGAUGAUGAAGACGGAGCCCCGUGCGAGCCAAGUCAGGGAUCGAGUUUGCCAAGAUGAUACUGCAACUUUACUUUAUUCAUCGGGCACCACGGGUCCAAGUAAAGGCGUGAUCUCGUCGCACCGGAAUUUGAUGGCAAUGGUGCAGAUAAUUUCGGGUCGAUUCAACAUGGACAAGGAGGAGACCUUCAUAUGCACUGUCCCUAUGUUCCAUAUAUAUGGUCUGGUUGCGUUCGCGACGGGCCUUCUGGCUUCGGGAUCGACAACAGUGGUGCUGUCCACGUUCGACAUGGGCGAUAUGCUGUCGGCGAUCCAGAAGUACCGGGCGACGUACCUGCCGCUGGUGCCGCCUAUACUGGUGGCGAUGAUGAACGGUGCGGAUGCGAUCAAGACGAAGUACGAUUUGAGGUCGCUACAUUCGGUUAUGUCGGGUGGGGCUCCUCUGAGUAAGGAGGUGGUAGAGGGCUUUGUGGACAAGUUCCCGAACGUUACAAUUCUCCAGGGUUACGGGUUGACCGAAUCCACGGGAGUCGGGGCAUCCACGGACUCACUGGAGGAGAGUCGGAGGUACGGCACGGCCGGGCUGUUGACACCCGGCACCGAGGCCAAAGUGGUCGACCCUGAAACCGGAGAGGCUUUGCCGCCUAAUCGGACCGGUGAACUCUGGCUCAGAGGUCCCACUAUCAUGAAAGGUUAUUUCAGUAACGAGGAAGCAACCAGCUCGACCCUUGAUUCAGAGGGAUGGUUGAGGACUGGAGAUAUUUGCUACAUUGAUGGCGAUGGAUAUAUUUUCAUCGUUGAUAGGUUGAAAGAGCUUAUUAAAUACAAGGGAUAUCAGGUGCCACCAGCGGAACUAGAGGCCCUGUUGCUUACUCAUCAUGCAAUUUCAGAUGCUGCUGUCAUACCAUUCCCGGAUAAGGAGGUCGGGCAGUAUCCCAUGGCAUACGUAGUGAGGAAAAGAGGAGGUGAUGUGUCUGAAAAGGAAAUCAUGGAUUUUGUGGCAGCACAGGUUGCUCCAUAUAAGAGAAUUCGAAGAGUGGCAUUUAUUUCUUCAAUACCCAAGAACCCAUCUGGCAAGAUCCUCAGGAAGGAUCUCAUCAAGCUCGCUACAUCUAAACUUUGAAUUCAACACUCGGGAGUUUUCCAUGUUGAUCAUAUAUGGUCAUUCUCUAGCUGCCUCCCAGUCUUUCGAUGUUUAUUAUGUAUAAUUCUCUUGCCUUUUUAUUUUUAUUUUUUCGGUUUGAUAAUGGCCAUCGUUUUUAUCUUUAUUUUAUGCUGUCAGUAGUUGGCCCCGUCUUCCCCCCCCCCCUUCAAAAAACAAACUCAAUGAUAUCCUCCCAGCUCAGUCUUGCAUCUGUAAAAGACAGAAAGUGGUGCCACAUGUGGUUUUAUGACCUCUUGUAAAGUGGAAUGUCGGCUCUUAAUUAAUUAAUUAAUUAAUUUCUUUUUUAUGUUGUUUAUUUUUAAAAAA